This is a messenger RNA of Planococcus citri (citrus mealybug), 2039 nucleotides long. RefSeq names its product NF-kappa-B inhibitor alpha-like. The coding region runs from base 268 to 1509 and encodes 413 amino acids. The transcript has 6 exons. The record is from RefSeq and is a predicted model, not a curated record. Gene Ontology annotation, biological process: cellular response to tumor necrosis factor. NCBI's taxonomy places the organism in Eukaryota, Metazoa, Arthropoda, Insecta, Hemiptera, Pseudococcidae. Gene Ontology annotation, cellular component: cytosol. Gene Ontology annotation, molecular function: NF-kappaB binding.
UGCUAGGCGCGAGUCGAUUCAGCCAACUUGGCAUUGUUCGAUUAGCCUAACCUAAUGCGAAGUAUCUACGUAAUGAUAAUGGUGAAGUUCAAUGGGAAAUCCCAGAGGCCAUAGCGAUUCGUUUCUCUCUUUGCAUUGACUAAAAUUUUCUCUCACAUCUCACAAGUCUUCAGUUUUAUUCUUUCUCUUUCAUUUAUUGCCUUGUGGUGUGACGCGAUAAUUUUAUUUCGUUUACAUUUAUUGACGUUUUGAAUAGUUUUAAAAACCAUGAGUUCGCGGGACAAUAAAAUUUACGAAAUGUAUUUGAAAUUUUCAGAUACACAAUCUAGUCAUAGUGGCAACUCGCGAGUUGAUAUGAAAGAUACAAAAUGCGUUGAACAAGAAGAUUGCAACUACGAUUCCGGAGUAAUAUCAGAAAUCAUAUCAGAGAGUUGUGAAAGUAUUCAAUAUUCGGAAGGUGAUAUUGGAAAUGACGAAUAUUCAUUGAGCAAACCCACUGCAUCUCGCACAGAUUCCAUUCUUGAUAAGGAGACAAAGGAAGACUCAUAUUCAGAUUCUGCAAUUGAUGUGAAAACGAGGUCGGAUAUGAAUUUGGAUAGUGGAUUCAUCUCUGAGGCGAAUAUCCAAUAUUCUUCAAAAAGUAUCGAAUGUGAGAAAGAACCACCUUUAAAGGUUAUCGAACCAAAGCUGUCUAUUCCAUGGGAAAUUUUAUACCACCAAGACGAUGACGGAAAUACGCCUCUACAUCACGCUGUCAUGAGUAAAAAUGAAAUUUUGAUCAAAUACAUCACAUUCAACACACCUGCCUCAGAUUUAUUGGAUAUUAGGAACCAUAAUGCUCAAACGUGUUUGCAUUUAUCUGUGCUGACAAAUCAGCCAAGAAUCACUCGAUUUUUACUGCUAGGUGGAGCUAAACCAUUCGUUGUAGACUCAAAUGGUAAUACUGCUUUGCACUUGGCAUGUCAAAUGAAAAAUUUGAGAUGUGUGGAAGCUCUUUGUGAUGAAAUCAAAAAUUCAGAUAGAAAUUAUUAUCGUUUUAAAUACACUCCCAUAAUAAUGCCACCACAAGAUUACAUCAAUGAAACAAAUUAUGAUGGGUUAUCCUGCUUACAUAUAGCAACAAUUAAUAAACAAGAUUCAAUUUUUGAAAAAUUAAUGAUGACUGGAGCAGAUAUUAAUAUAAAGGAACAUAAAGCUGGUUGUACUGUACUACAUGAAGCUGUAGCUACUGGUUCUAUGAGCUUGAUCAGAUUAAUUCUUAGACAUCCAUACUUGAACAUAGAUCAGAAAAAUUACUCUUGUCAUACUGCAUAUCAAUUAUCUUGGAGCCAUCCAAAAAUUGCGAAACUUCUGUUGGAAAAUCAUGCCACAAAACUAGAUUUUGUUGAAUACCAACUUGAGGAUGAAUCUUCAGAUGAAAGUGACUCUGAUGAUGAAUACCCUUUUCAUUCUAGAAAUGAUUCGCCUAUUAGAAAUUUCACUGAUGCGAGGAGCGAGGUAGUCGUUUGAGCUUCAUUUAUGUGUAACAUAUAGUAUAAUUGUACUGAUUCCAUUCAUGAUUAUGUAAAUUGCAUCUGUAUCUGGGUGGUAUGAUCAGCAUUUAUGUAAAAACAAUUAUUCAUUUUCAAUUUACCUUUAAAAUCCAUUUAUAAUACCAUACCUUGAUCUUUAGUAAUUUUUUACACUUUUUAAAUUUUAACUGAUUGUUUUCUUUUUAUUGGUGAGAUGUCCAUGCCCUAGCAUGAUUUUAAUUUCCUAAUUUCAAAUGUGAAUGUUUUAGUCUAAUGUGAAUAAUUUCUUAAUGUUAAUGUGAUUUUAAUAUUUUUCAAUUUUGUUGCAUUUGAUUGGUAAACUAGGUCUAGGUACCAUUUUAUUCAUUGAUUGUAUGUAUUAUUUCUGUGUAUUAUAAAUAUCCUGUAUUCUUGUAUAAUACUUUUUGUGUAUAUUUUUUGUAUUAUAUGUAUAGACCAAUCGAGUAUUCCUACACUAAUUUUAAAUUGCAAUUUGUGAAUUUUUUGAAUAAAUGUUUCAAUAAUGUU